This is a messenger RNA of Rosa chinensis, 1167 nucleotides long. RefSeq names its product coniferyl alcohol acyltransferase-like. NCBI's taxonomy places the organism in Eukaryota, Viridiplantae, Streptophyta, Magnoliopsida, Rosales, Rosaceae. The transcript has a single exon. Bases 13 to 396 code for a protein of 127 amino acids. The record is from RefSeq and is a predicted model, not a curated record.
UAACAAUGAAACAUGGUUGGAGGCAGAGAAUUCGAGGUGAGUAUGAGGAAGCAAGAAGUGGUGGCCGCUGAACUGCCAUUGCAAGAGCACAGGCUACCACUCUCCAACCUCGACUUGCUUCUGCCUAAGGUCGAUGUGGGAGUGUUCUUCUGCUACAAGAACCACAACAGCCCCUCUGCAGCCGCGACAAGAGUCGGGAUUUUGAAGAAGGCCCUGGCCCAAGCCCUGGUGACAUACCAUGCCUUUUCGGGUGAGGUGGUGGCCAACUCUGUUGGGGAGCCUGAGAUUCUGUGCAACAACCGUGGGGUUGAUUUCAUUGAAGCUUUUGCAGACCUUGAGCUUAAGGAGCUCAACCUUUAUAACCCUGAUGAACAGGGACGGAGCCAGAGAUUAUAGAUGAGGGGGGCCAAUGUAAGAUGGAUGAACUCACGUGGGGGACUGGGGGUGCCAACAUUAGUAAUUGUGUGUGUAAAAACUCAAGUCAACUAGAUUACAAACAACAUUUAUAUAUGCAGCCAAAAAGUUGGGGGGUGCCAUGGCCCCUCCAGGCCCUUGAGUAGCUCCGUCCCUGCUGAUGAAUCCAUUGAAGGCAAAUUGGUUCCCAACAAGAAGCAUGGAAUUCUGGUUAUCCAGGUUUAUCCUGAUUCCUGUUAUCUCUCAUUUCAACUUUCUAAUUUUUUCUAUUUUUGAAAUGUGUAGAAUCUUGACCAAAAGUUGACCCAUUUCCUUGAGCAAAAGCAGCCUAGUAACUAAAGGCGAAAAAAGAAUGAGGAGGAGAAAGCAUCUUUAUAGGAGUAUAGUAACGCUAAAAGCCUAACUGACCAGAUUAUAUGAGGGUGUUAAUUAAUUACAAUACCACAAAAUUAAUGAUAGUGUUCAUACUGUGCUCAGUAAUAGUCUUUUGCCUGGGACUAAUUUCUGCACUAUAGUGAAGCUUUUAUGGUAUACAAAAUUAAAGAUUUCCAGGCCGGUUUAAGGUAUACUUCGGAGUUUGCUUUCGAAAAAUAAUUAAAUGGACCUAAAGCCAACUUGAUUUUGGACAUAUAUAACACAAUAUCAACGCAAACAACCCAUGAAAAGCAUGCUAAAAUUGAAGUGUCGCUAUCGCCAUUCAAAAGUUACUCAUAAUAUUGUAUUCAUCUCAAGUUCCUAUUGAAGGAAUAUCCU